CCCUCACCUGACCAGGAAGAGGCUGUGAGCGGAGCACCACGCCAGUCCGCCUCCCUAUAUGCAUGUAGCCAAACCUGUCUGUGCGUUUUGUUUCAGCCAUGUCCCUGCUCAAAAUCAUUUUAAGACUUCUGGUGUUCGCCGGAGUCAUCGUCCUGACCGUGCUGUUGUUGCGGUAUUGGUUGGCCAGCAAGCAGUAUGUGUUCAACAAAGAAGACGUCGCCAAAUUGGCCAAACAGUAUGCAGGACAGGACCAUGAGCAGGCUUUCUCCAAAGUGGUGGUGGAGCUGAGAAAAAGGUAUCCUGGACACAUCCUCCCUGAUGAGGACUUGCAGUGGGUGUUUGUAAAUGCUGGAGGCUGGAUGGGCUCCAUGUGUGUCCUCCAUGCCUCUCUCACAGAGUACUUGAUACUGUUUGGCACUGCGGUGGACACUGGAGGACACUCAGGUCGUUAUUGGGCUGAGAUUUCUGAUACCAUCAUUUCUGGAACCUUCAGACAGUGGAAAGAGGGGACAACCAAGAGUGAAAUAUACUAUCCUGGUGACACUAUUGUGCAUGCUGUAGGAGAGGCUACGUCAGUUCAGUGGAGUGCCGGGACUUGGAUGGUGGAGUAUGGCAGAGGAUUCAUCCCUUCCACGCUGGGCUUUGCUUUAGCAGACACCUUUUUCAGCACCCAGGACUUCCUCACAAUGUACUACACUUUUAAUGUCUACAUGAAGGGUUUGCUACUUGAGGCUGGUACACUACUUACAGAAGCUGGAGUUUUCUAAGGCAAAAUAGAGUCCUAGAUGAUUGCACAUGGACAUUACCAUCAAAUCUUGUGCUGUGACAUUUUCUUCCCAACCACUAGUGGUAGAGGAGAGACUUGCUGAUAAUUCAGAGUGCUGACAUUUAAUAUUUUUAUAUGAAAUUGUAGACAAUCCAAAUUUACAUUGGUACAGUUGAUCAUCUUCAUUGAUGCUCUUGACCCUCAUAAAGGCUAUGCAAAAGAAAAUGUCUUACUCCAUUUCACCGUAACAUUUGGCAUGAGAUUUCAAACUGAGCCAAAUCACCCAAACAAACAUUGCAUUCUGAAUGGCAGCCUUCCUUACUUUACCUCGAUUUUAACAGUGAAACUAAGCAUCGGGUCAUUAAACAUUCCACUGAGAGCUCAGACUGCCUCCAGAGUCAGAAUGACUAAUAAAAGGAAAGAAAAUCCAUAUUAUUAGGAUCCAAUUUAAAGAUGAAAGCCUUAAAGCUUAUUUUGCCAAAUCUAUCAUUCUUCUGAUAAAAAUAAGGCAAUAUAUGCAGCCAGGUUUGGUUGUGUUUACUUCUUCAUAACCAAUGAUUUUUACAAAUAAAUACUGAUAUUCAAAGUGUUUUUUUGCAGGCCAAGGAAAAUCUUUCAAAACAAAUAUGCAAUGUUUAAUCUGGAUUGUAAAACCUACAGUAAUGUAUAUAAUGCACAGCUAAAGUCACUAUUUUCUUAUUAGAUGCCAAUUUCCACUUCGUGCAGAUUCUCUGCAGAUGAGGUCUAUUGUAAAUGUAGCUGCAUUAGGAUUCGGGCUCUCUAAGCUACUCUCGGUGAGAAGAUGCAAAAAAGAGAAAUUCUGUUCUUUGCUUUUAAAGCUUCUCUUGGCAUUGGCCACCAUUUACCGAUUCAAAGCUCACCUUUUGUGUACCGUGUGUCUUUUGAAGGUGUUAAAAACCUGGGAGGAUAUGCUAAUGAAAGCUCUCGUCUUGUCAGCUGUGCGAACCUUGGUGGUUUUAUUUUUAUGUUAACCUGUCUCUGCUGGAGCUCAUCUUCAGAGCUACAUCAUUGUGGCAACCACCAAAUCUUCUGACUAGAUGUGUGUGGUUUUGACAUUUAUUUUUUUUUAUUUUUUUUUUUUUAUCUCAGAACUGUGGAGAUUAAGGUGGAAAACUGAAAUCCUUUCAAACUAUAAAGCAAAAACAUUUACAUCACAUACUGUACAUACUGUGGUAGGACACCAAUGAUGUUAUUUGGAGAAACUCUUUAAAAUGUUUGUGCAAGUCAUUUAAGGUAAGAAAAUGGGAAAACACGGUUGUAUCAUACUACAGACUUCUGCUAGGUUUACCUGUAAUUCUGUCAUUUUCUAAUUUUACAGAAUGGUUUAAUUAUGUAAACGUGAUAACUUUUUUUUUUUGUCAAAAAUGUUCUGAGCUCAAAUAGCCUAUAAAUUAACUUGAAUAAUACUGGACUCUGACCAAGCUACUUGGCUUCAGUAUCUGCAACUUCCGUUCCUGGUCUUGAAUUUUGCACUGGCCCACUGGGAGGGCUAAAUAUCUACAUCCUAUUGUAGCACGGUGGAUAAAUGUAAUUGUGGUGUUUUACACUGCUGCUGAUUGUAUUCUCAGUUUGUAUCUUUUCAUGUAAAACAGCCUUAUUUUCAGGCUAAUGGCUGAACUUACUAAGAGCUAUGUAGGGUUUCUAGUCUAGUGAAAAUGUGCUGUUACUACCCUAACUGAUGUUAAUUAGAAGCAGUAGCAGUAGCAGUGCAUUCUCAGAUGAAUUGUAAUACUGUACCAGAUGUGCAAUUUACUCGGGGUUAAGAAUGAAACUGACGGUGCCAAAAGAAAUAAAUGUCUUUGAACUUAA
Molecule: messenger RNA, 2596 nt
Organism: Haplochromis burtoni (Burton's mouthbrooder)
Lineage: Eukaryota; Metazoa; Chordata; Actinopteri; Cichliformes; Cichlidae
Gene: sigmar1
Product: sigma non-opioid intracellular receptor 1
Exons: 5
Coding region: 99-767 (222 amino acids)
Cellular component (GO): endoplasmic reticulum
Source: RefSeq, a predicted model, not a curated record